Molecule: messenger RNA, 3479 nt
Organism: Porites lobata
Lineage: Eukaryota; Metazoa; Cnidaria; Anthozoa; Scleractinia; Poritidae
Source: the annotation of a GenBank genome assembly
CUGAACUUUUUCGAAAUCAGUCAGAGAGUGCAAAAUGGAAAAUCGACCUUUGACUACUAUGUCCAAAAGAAGAAAGUCUGCCAAAAAGCGUGGCUUACGAGUCAUGGCAUUUCAAACGGAAGGUAUGAUUAAACCUUCAGAUGAGGGUAUACUCCAUUUUAGUAGACCUUAAUUAUUCACGAUACCCGCCAUCUUUGCACGCGCUAAAGGACUGAUAAGAAAAAAGCAAUGUCACAUGGUUUCCCAGGGGGCAAACAAAUGUUAGCAUAAAGUACAUUUCGAGGUUCCACAAGAUUUACGUCAUUACUGUUGGCUGUGAGGACAUCUACGGUCGCUACGGCAUCCAAAUAAGUAAUGAUGUUUACUUCUACCCAUAAUUUGCCAUUAUCGUCUUUCCCAUGAAAAGUUCUUUAUUUCCUGUUGUCUAGAGUAGACGAACGCGACCUCGAUUUCUUGCAUUGGCAGCUUUUAUCAUUUGUGUGCCCCCUGAGAAACCACAUGACAUUGCUUUUUGCCCAUCAGUCCCUUAGCAGGUGCAAAGAUGGCGGGUGUCGUGAAUAAGGUUUAUUUGUCCCCUAAUUGUUGCAAUUUUCCUUUAUUUUACUUACUAAAGGUUUCACAAGUGGAAAAAUGAAUGGACAGUAAAGCGACUAAGCAGCCGGGUACAUGCUCGAAAAGGAACGACAUUUGAAUCUAGACGGUUCAUAGAAGCGGAACUUUGGUUUGGCGAUAUGGUUGAUUCCUUGGCCAAUAGAAUGCCAGACUUAAGCAAGAGGGAGUUGCCAGCAUGCCUGACUUUUCAAAAAAUAUACGAAAUGUAUACGGAAUCGGUUCAAAAUCCGCUCAAGCCUUCACAGUUUCGUAGAAUGAGGCUGAACAAGUUUCCCGACGUUAUUAUUCCAAAGGUGGAUAGGUUUGGUUACUUUAUUCGAUUAAAAAUCAUUCUUAUUAAUUUUGAUGUUUAUUAUUCUUUUCAGAUUUGUUGAUUGUUGCAGGUCAAAAUUAAAGUCAGGUUAAAGUUUUUUAACCUAGGUUGAUUCUCAACCUCCUUUGUAUCUUUGCCCUAAUACAAUAAUAAUUGGGGCCAGGAGACAAAGGGAAAUAGAGAAUCAACCUAGGUUAAAAAAUUUUAACCUGAAUUUUUAUUUUGACCUGCAACAUUAUUUUUUUCCUUUGUUUGCAACCUCCGUUUUUUCCAGCGGUUGUUAAAUUAUUGCUAGUUAAUUCACUAAUUUAUUUAUUUGGCUCUUAUUCCGACAGAGAAACAGAUUUACAAAAUGCGGGGUGUGUCUGUUAAUUACGGAGCACAUCCGUGCAACGACCGACAAAAAAAAAAGAGUUACAUGGACGGAGAGAAAGCAGCUACAUAUGGAACAACAAGCGUAGGCAGUUUUAACAUUUGAUCAUACUUUAUAAGUAAACCAAAAUAGACAUCAAGGCGUUUUUAAAAUAUUAUCUUACAAUAAUUUUCCUCUGGAUGUAAACAGUCUUCAAUUUAAAUAACUUCAAGUUAUUUUAAAAUGCAGAGGGAGAGAUAGAGAGAUUAGUUUUGACCUUAAGGUACAAAAUAUUCAGAAUUACUGGCAAACGCAGAUUGCAAUUUUACAUUUUCUAACCUGAAUUAUCAAUGCAACCAUUUUCUUCUUUAUUUUAAUCAGUUAUUUACCUUUACUCUUUCAGUGGUGAAAGAAAAAAAUACUAUAAACACCAAAAAAAGGCAGAGCAGCGCCCAGACAAGUAUUUGAGCUUGAUAAUCGAUGGAAUGGAUCAAAGUAAGACACACCUACCCCACUGGAUUCAAAAGUCGAAGGUUAGAAUAAGCUCACUUGACAUAGUAAUAGGCGUAGAAGCUAAGAAGAAGCUUAUUCCUGCAUGACCACGGUGAUGUCCGAGUAAGCAUUUAAUCCCCUCUUUUUGUCUGUUUCAGCUCGAGGGAGAGUGUGACGGAUUUUUAAAAACGCAUGUAACAGGAGUCCUGUCACACGGGCACAAAAAAGCAUGGUGCUUCAUCGACUUUAUGCGAUGGCCUCAAGAUGCCAACCCGACAAUAAAUUGUUUAAUCUCUGUCUUCAGACAUCUUAGACGCACGGUACGUACGCACUUGUCAGUGGGCUUUAUCCGAAAUGUACACUGGAGAACAGACAGUACUACAAGUGUUAGCAUCUAAAAUGUGGGCGGAUAAAUCAUUCAACAGUGCAAAAAUUGCAAGGACUAUUUAUUCUUGUUCCUUUUUUUGUUUUUCAACAGAAAACUAGUUUACCGCCGACGUUGUAUUUACAACUAGACAAUUGUUACAGGGAUUGCAAAAAUAUACAUAUUUUGGGAUUUUGCGCUCUGUUAGUAAAAGCUGGCGUUUUUAGAAAGGUUGGUUGGACUUUUUAUUGUUGUUCAAUGCCGUUUUAUGUCCGUUUGAAAGUGAUUUGCUACUGACUUGACUUUCACAGAAACAGUAAAAGCACUUAACAAAUAUUGUAUGCACCCAAUUGCACAACCGCUGUCUUAUAAAAAAAAAAAAAAAAAAAAAGAACAAACUAAGGGAAAUUCUUGAUUUUUGGCCAGGCAAAUUUGAUAGUCCAGGAAUUAAAUUUUGAAUUCUUUUGCACUACAGUGCCAGUAAUACUUCAUUUGACCAUAAGUAAAGUAAAUUGGUCGCUUUACUAUAUUUUCUUCUUCAUUCUUUCGUCGGACCUUAUCGCUUGCAGGUACGAUUGUCUUAUCUCAUGGUGGGCCACACUCAUGAAGAUAUCGAUCAGGUAAUUUUGAAAUUUUUCAACAUGCCAUUUCAUUUCAUGCCACUCUUGGAAGGAAUUUACCAAUUGCUCUGUACUAUCGAUUUUACUUUUUGUAUUAAGAUGUUUAGCCGUAUCUCCGUGGCACUGGCGAGAACGAAUGCAGUAACGCUGGACGACCUCAUACAAGUCAUACGGGGAGCAUACAACCCUACCCCCAUCACAUGUUCAGUUGAAAACAUAUACGACGUGAAGACUUGGCUUCGCCCCUUUGUUCCUUCCCUUAAGCACCACUCCAACCCACACGCCUUUCGCUUUAAAAUGAAUCAAAACGGUGAAGUCGAGAUGUCUUACAGACCCUUCGCGAAGUCCGGUAGGAAACAGUGGUUGCCAGAGGAGGGGCCGAUUGUCCUCUUAAAGCAAGUUCCACCUGGCAAACCAUCAGUCAUCAAACCUGACAUGAAAAAAUGUCCAUCUGUUGAAGUCAUAAAAGAUUCCGUUGAAAAGCUGGGGGUAAGGAUGUCGUCAGCACAACUGGAUUGGUGGAGGAAAAUGGCUGAAGACGAGGAAAGGAAAAGAAGACAGUGGGAGUCGCUGACACCAGACCAAUAUCGAAAAGCGGGAGAAUCUUUUGAUUUACUAGAAUUUAAGUUUCAAAACGAAGACCCGGAUCCUGACGAAGACGGGGAAUACGGAGAGAGGAACAGGAAGCUGCUGCGACUGAUUGAAAAGAAAGAAAACCAUUUGCCG